AGAUCUUCGCCAUUAUCUCAAUUUACGGUUCCAGAAAGGUUCAGUGGACCACGAACUUCAGCAAAUCAUACGUGACAACCUCUACCUCCGGACUGUGCCGUGUACGACGAGGCAGCCCAAAGAGGGAGAGGUCCCAGGUGUGGACUACAACUUUGUGAGCGUUGAGCGGUUUAUGGAAUUAGAGAAAAGUGGGGCCUUGUUAGAAAGUGGAACGUACGAAGAUAACUUCUAUGGCACGCCAAAGCCUCCUGCCGAACCCACGCCGAUGCUGUUUAAUGUGACGGACCAACUCUUGCCCGGUGCCCGACCUAGUGCAGAGUGGAAAAGGAAGAGAAAUAAGUCCGUCAGUAACAUGGAGAAGGACAGCAUUGAGCCUCCAGAAGAGGAGGAGGAGGAGAGUCCUAUCAUCAACGGCAACGGCAUCGCCAUCACACCAGAAUCAAGUGAACAUGAGGACAAAUCCACCGAUGCCUCAGGAGAUGUUCCCGUCCAGCCGUGCCCACCCGAGACCCCCACCCUCACAGCCACAGACGUUCCUGAGGAGGAAGGAGAUGCUCCCAAAUCCCCACAGGACUUGCAGGAGAAUGAUGAUAUGGGCUCUUUGCCAGACAACUGGGAGAUGGCCUACACAGAGAAAGGAGAAGUUUACUUCAUAGAUCACAAUACCAAAACGACGUCAUGGCUGGACCCUCGAUUAGCGAAGAAAGCUAAACCUCCAGAGGAGUGUGAGGAAGAUGAACUUCCAUAUGGCUGGGAGAAAAUCGACGACCCUAUUUAUGGCAGUUACUAUGUUGACCACAUUAACAGAAGGACACAGUUUGAGAACCCCGUCCUAGAGGCCAAACGAAGGAUCCAACAGCAGCAGCAAAUGCAAAGUCAAGGUCUAUCGGCGCUGCCAUUGCCCACCAUAUAUAGAGAAAAGCCCCCGUUCACACGUGAUGCCACGCAGCUCAAAGGGACGUUCCUCACAACGGUGCUGCAGAAGAGCAACAUGGGCUUCGGCUUCACCAUUAUCGGUGGCGAUGAGCCGGAUGAGUUCCUGCAGGUCAAGAGCGUCAUUCCUGAAGGACCUGCAGCUCAGGAUAGCAAGAUGGACACAGGUGAUGUGAUCGUCUACAUCAAUGACAUCUGUGUUCUGGGCACCACCCAUGCUGAUGUGGUGAAGCUUUUCCAGUCGGUCCCCAUUGGUCAGAGCGUCACCUUGGUAUUGUGUCGAGGUUACCCGCUCCCAUAUGACCCAGAAGAUCCUUCGGCAAGCUCCUCCAUGCCCCCUUUGGGCCUGGUGGAUCACCCGUUGCUGCUUAAUGGAAGGAACAACUAUGAAAAUUAUAUGGAGUACAUGUCUUUGACUGGCCGCUUGGUACCUGAGCAUGGUGAGGGCCUCACCCCGCUUCCCCACCCAGGAGACACCCACCUGGAUGGCUCACAACCUCCGUCCUUAACCACCCCAGGACCCCCACCUGACGACAGUGUCUCAAUGGCAUCAUCCUCAGGAGCAACAGCUGGGGCUACGGUGGCCCCGGAGCUUCUGAGUCUCACUAUAACCAAAGGUGCAGAGGGUUUCGGCUUUACCAUAGCGGACAGUCCUACGGGGCAGAGAGUUAAACAGGUUCUGGAGCCGCAGGGUUGUCCGGGGUUGUGUGAAGGAGACUUGAUAGUGGAGAUUAAUCAGAAGUGUCUCCAGGGACUGAACCACACACAGGUGGUGCAGCUGCUCAAGGACUGUCCAGUGGGAACAGAGGCUACGCUUGUCAUUCAGAGAGGAACCACAGCAGGCCUCUUUACAGCCUGGGAUCCAGCAAAACAGUGGGAUCCUCAAGGAAGUCCUCAGACUGGUUUAUCGGCUACUUUGCUUCCUCAUGGUGCUCCACAUCCUGCACAGACGCUUCAUCGCUCCUCUGUUCCAGAUUCAGAGGCUUUCCACUUAGGCAAGCCGGACCCCUAUGACCUCUAUGAGAAGUCACGGGCUAUAUAUGAAAGCAGACAGCCGCUUCCUCCUCGGACGCUGACAGACUCUACAGGUGUGGAGUAUCAGGAGGUGGAGGUGCACCUGCUGAGGGAGAAGACCGGCUUCGGCUUCAGGAUUCUGGGUGGAGACGAGGCGGUGCAGGCUAUUGUGAUUGGAGCAAUCAUUGAGAAUAGCCCAGCAGAGCGGGACGGCAGGCUGCGUCCCGGAGAUGAGCUGGUCUCGGUUGACAGGAUGCCUGUGGGGGGACGACCACAUCGCUACGUCAUCGACCUCAUGCAUGCGGCAGCUCGAAAUGGACAGGUCACCCUGACGGUUAGGAGGAGAGUUCUGACGCAGCAGAGUCAACCGUGUGAGGAGAACGGUGGUUCAGCCAAUCAGAACAGCUCUCCUCGAGGUCACGCUGUCUGUCCGGUCAACCUGCCGCCCACCACUGAUGUGGUCAUUCACCGUAAGGAAAGUGAAGGCUUCGGCUUUGUCAUCAUCAGCUCCCUCAACCGUCCAGAGACCACAAACACAAUAACUGUGCCACAUAAGAUCGGCCGCAUCAUCGAGGGCAGUCCGGCCGAUCGCUGUGGAAAGCUGAAGGUUGGCGACCGUAUUAUGGCUGUCAACUGUCAGUCUAUUAUCAACAUGCCUCACGCAGACAUUGUCAAGCUGAUCAAAGACGCUGGACUCACUGUCACCCUGCACAUCAUCCCAGAGGAAGACGUAAAUGGUGCUCACUCGGCCCCAACAUCGGAAAAGCAGAGUCCCAUGGUGGCCCAGAAGCACAGCCCACAGACCCAGUCCAGCCCGGCAACCCAGCAGAGCCCUACCAUGGCACAUCCCAGCCCUCCAGCCCCUCACCCCAGCCCAGCCACCACACAGCCCAGCCCACUACUGGUAGACCAGAGUCCUGGAGCUCCACACGGCAGCCCUCCGCUCAUUCAGGGCAGUGUGUCUGUGAGUCAGGCCGGCCUGGAGAGCAUGCAGACAGGCUCAGCCAUGACUCAGGCUGCUCCGGUUCUGGAUCCAGGCAUGACGGGGAUUCAAACCACUAUCAUUGGAUCAGUGCCGGUGCCGGUGCCUCCACAACUCUAUCUUCAUGACACCAGGUCGGAGGUAAAGGCCAGGCAGGAUGUUAAACCUGAUAUUUGCCAAGCUGCUUACACAGACUACAGACAGCCGCCAGUGGACUACAGACAUCCCCCUGUGGCAGAUUACAGACAGCCCCCGACCAUGGAGUAUAGACACCCGCCUGCGCUCAUCGACUACAGACAACACUCCAUCGCUGACUACAGGCCACAGGACUAUGACUAUUUCACUGUGGAACUGGAGAAAAGUGUGAAGGGAUUUGGCUUCAGUAUCCGCGGAGGAAGGGAAUAUAAGAUGGACCUGUUUGUGUUGAGACUGGCUGAGGAUGGACCUGCAGUCCGCAACGGCAGAAUGAGGGUUGGAGAUCAGAUUAUUGAAAUUAACGGUGAGAGUACGAGAGACAUGAGUCACGCUCGUGCCAUUGAGCUCAUCAAGGCUGGCGGUCGUCGGGUACGUCUGCUGUUGAAAAGGGGCACAGGACAGGUGCCAGAAUAUGUAGACAGUGCCACCUCCCGGAGUGCUCUCUCUCCAGCCGCCCCUGCCUUGUCGGAAGUAGUUUCGCCCCAUUAGAGUGACUCUCACCCCUCGCCGUCACCCGUCAUCUCAUCCAGCCUCGAACCCUGGACCUUCAGUGGCAUUUCUGUGACAGUUUGGACCAAUCACGGUGCCCCUCGUGGUCAGUUUUGUGAGGCUUUGCCUGCAGAACGAAGGGUGGCAGGUCCACCUGUAAGAGCUGUGCUUUGAACAGCCUAAAAACGAAGGAGACGGAUCUUAAAAGUCUAAAAUAUUGAGAACAGAUGGAGACAUAUCAACCUCAAAUGGAUUAUCGCAUCCAACUUGCUUUUCAUACAGUCGCCAAGUUUGUUUUUCAUGUUUCCGGACGAUCCAGAUGAACGGCAGCCAAAGACGGGUGGCUCGGCCUCUCGCUGUUUAAUUCUGGAUCCAAAGCGGACACUUCUCACCGGGGAACGAGCCGAACUUUCAACGCCUCGCUCUUCCGUCUGAGCACUCGUUGUUUGUUUAUCAUGUAGAGGUUGUUUAUUUUUUGGUAUAAUUUCAAGAGGUUCACACCAAGCCCCUUGCGAUACCAGGGGUCAAAUAUCGCAAAUAUAUGUGUAGCAUGAAAAAUGAGAUUUCCGAGGAAACACACAAACUUCUGAGUUGAGAACUUUUCAGUAUUGAGUUUCUUUAUAUGUCUGAUGGGGGAAUGAACAUCACACUGGCAGUAAAAAUAAAAAAGGAGGCUGCCAUGAUGGAGACAAUGUCACGCCAAACCAUUCAAGGUUCAUUCAUGGGAGGUAAAUGCAUAUCAGUCGCCAAAUCUGCCGCAUGGAUGUAUCCCUUUAGAUCCCGAGACAAUAGUAUGGUUAAGUCUUGAUGAAUUCUUUACCCGGGCAAGCGUUUGGUUUCAUCGCAGACUGACGUGAAGAUGAACGGCGGAUGUUUUCAAAGCCUCGGUGUGUCAUUUUCGGCCUCAUCGGCCCUGUACUGUUUGCCACCACUGUGGAUUUGGGGUGCCAUCUUACACCUCAUGAGCUUCAUCCCCAUGUCUCUGAUGGCUCCGUAGUUCAUGGAAAAUAAUUAGCAGAGCUAAUUAAAGGAGAAAAUGUUUGCAGGGCAGUUUGGUCUGAGACCAGGAGACAUGCAGUCUUUCACCCUGUCUUAACCAAGUGCGACAUGACUAAUAAUUAGCCUGUUAGCUCAAAAUGCGAAAACGUAUUUGAUGUGUUUUGUAACUGUCGGCAGGGUCACACUCAAAGUAGUGUGGGUCGUUAAAACAUAAAAUCUACAUAAUAUUAUUCUAUUUACUUUCUUAACACACAUUCCUGGUCAGGAUUUGCUUGAUAUUUUAGUACCUACCGAUUAUCUAGUCUGAUCUUACGAGAAAACGUACGUAUUUUACGUUUUGUCAGUUAAGUGGCUAAUUCAUACAAGUUUGUAUAAGUUUAGACAUACAAAAAUGUAUGAUUUUAAAAAGGAGGCAUGGCACCAAACAAAAUCACAAAGAUUGUAUGAAUUCAUACAAAUUAGCCUAAAACUAAAAGUUAUGAAUUGCCAUUAGAUUGUGUUGGAUUAUUGGCUGAAAUUGUUAUUGGAUGACUUUCAAAUUUCUUUUAAAAAUUUAGGAAUUUUCUAGCUGCUUGUUAUAGUUGUGUGAUUAUUUAGUUGUUGUUUGUUUUUCAGAAUGUGUUAUCUUAAUAUUUGCAUUUUGACCAAAUAAAAUAUAACUAUAG
Messenger RNA from Danio rerio (zebrafish), 5277 nucleotides. The record is from RefSeq and is a predicted model, not a curated record. Lineage: Eukaryota; Metazoa; Chordata; Actinopteri; Cypriniformes; Danionidae.